Messenger RNA from Acanthoscelides obtectus, 4473 nucleotides. The record is from the annotation of a GenBank genome assembly. NCBI's taxonomy places the organism in Eukaryota, Metazoa, Arthropoda, Insecta, Coleoptera, Chrysomelidae.
AGCAAAUUUCUAUAAUCAGAAAAACAGGAACAUGUUGAUUGUGCUAGAUAAUAAAAUCAUUUCAUAGAGAUAAUGUUGACGGAGGAAACUUCAGAAACAGCGAGAAAAGUUCUGCAAAACCGUUUACAGUGGUGUGCUGACGUUAACCGAAUGUUACGAGUCUUUUAACUCAUCCAAGAACAGGUGGUGGGACGAUGAGGAUCCUUUAAACAUCUUUGGGAGGCUAGUUAACGGAACAACAGAGGACCCGAACAGCACAUCGCCCAAUCCCACAGAGCCUAUCCUCCAGCCAGUGUUGGCACCGUUCAAGCUCUGGCAAACGGUCUUAAUCGCCAUCAGCCUCGGCAUUUGCAUCAUACUGACGGUCUCCGGCAACAUCCUGGUACUGCUCGCUUUCAUCGUCGACAGAAACAUCAGACAGCCUAGUAAUUAUUUCAUCGCGUCAUUGGCCUGUACGGAUAUGCUUAUAGGUACCGUCUCGAUGCCAUUCUACACAGUCUACGUCCUGAUGGGCUACUGGAACCUGGGUCCCUUACUGUGCGACCUGUGGCUCUCCGUGGACUACACUGUAUGCCUGGUGUCACAGUAUACGGUGCUGCUGAUCACCGUGGAUCGGUUUUGUUCGGUGAAGAUAGCCGCGAGGUAUCGCAGUUGGCGGACUAAGCAAAAAGUGGUGUGGAUGGUGACCAUUACGUGGAUAGUACCGGCGUUGCUCUUCUUCAUCAGUAUCUUCGGGUGGGAACAUUUCACUGGAUACAGAGACCUGCAACCAGGAGAGUGUGCUGUACAGUUUUUGAAAGAUCCGGUUUUUAAUACUGCGUUAAUUAUUAGCUAUUAUUGGACGACGUUGAUCGUCCUUUUUAUUUUAUAUGGAGGAAUUUACAAGACUGCCUUCGAUAUGCAGAAGAAAAGCGAAGCGAAGCAGCGCAAGAUGCAAUCAAUGGUGGCGCUGAGCGCGGGCGCCAUGAGCGGAAUGGUGGGAAGGGCCGCAGGAGUUGGAUUGGCAGGAAAACCUGGAGCUAACCCUUUGCUGGACGUAAUGACCUCGGAUGGGAAAGUGCAGCAGUCAGCGCCGACCGCUGGUCAGCAUGCCAGGGAGAAUAAGCAAACAAGUGGCGAAAGGAAAACACUAACAGUGUCUGAAUCAUAUCAAGCUGCUGGGUCAGGUGACUCAAAUUCUAGUCAAAAGACGACUGGAUCAAUAAAGAACAGCACAACCACUACCACAACUACCACAACUACUGCGACAGCUAGCGAGAAGAAAAACUUGACUCUGCCAGCAGGAAAACCUCCUCCACCUGACAAUGCGACGGACAAAUCCGAGCGCUCAAGCAGUCCAGCUUUUGACUCAGAUGAAGACAGCACGGCGCCUGCUGUCCAAGAGAACAAACCUCAAGUAACGACAUCUGGAGGCAAGAAGAGGACUUCCGUGGUGGGACUGAUGAUGCAGUCCAGUGCUCCGCUGUUUUUAGCCAACCGCGUCAACGGGGAUAUCUCCCCCGCCAAGAUCCCAUUGAAUUCCGUAUCAGAAAGAUGUCGGGAGCCAACGCCGAAACCAGAGAAGCAACCUUUGGUCCGAAUAAGUGAGCGUGACUCUCCGUCUUCAGAAGAUCAGCCCUCAAAGUCAUCAGCACAACUGCCACAAGCCAAAACGGUACGUGGUACCAGCCGCCCUAACCUCCCAACAAAUCACCCCAUUGUAAAUAGUAGAAGUUACGACAGCUCAUUACAACCCUAUGUAGAUAGUAAGCGACCUCCCCCGUGUACCUUAAUGCUCAAAGCUCAAUCCACUUACGACCUCCUGCUUGGCUUGGACGGAGCCGACCUCCGCUUCAUGGACGAAAGCUCAGUUGUAGUACCUUCCCCUACAUGUGAAACCCCACCGGAAGCACCAACUAACCCGUGCAAUACACAGCAGGAGCCGCCCAGAAGCAAGCUGCAGACAGAGGUCAAAAUAAGCUGCGACCGACCUGUGACGUCAGUGGUUAACGAGGCUUCCAGAGACACGAUUGGGACUGAGCCUAGUUCGCCUUGUCAAGGGGGGAUUUCCGCCAUCAGUCAGACAGGUAACACCGCCCUACCCCAAGUGAGCAAUAGUAAUACGAACUUUUGCAAGGCAGACUCGACAGAUAACCCCAAGAAGGUCUUCGUGAAGUCUAUUGGAAAAAGGCUCAAAGGCGGGAAGAAAGCGAUUGGACCUUUGGGAGCCUUCGGAAGCCGUCAGAAAUCUAAAUCAGAAAAUAGAGCCAGGAAGGCUCUCAGGACGAUCUCCUUCAUCUUAGGAGCGUUCGUGGUGUGUUGGACACCAUACCACAUUGUAGCUUUGGUUGAAGGCUUUUGUACUAAUCCGCCAUGUAUCAAUAGUCAUUUGUAUAUGUUUUUCUACUUUUUGUGCUACGCGAAUAGUCCUUUGAACCCGUUUUGUUAUGCGCUAGCGAAUCAGCAAUUCAAAAAGACCUUUACGAGGAUUUUGAAGGGCGAUUUUCAUAUGACUUAAUUACGGAAGCUCACGCUUUGUCAACUUGAUUUUCAGGGUAAUAUAUUCAAAAUCACUUAACAAUACUUAAGCUUCUAUACACAGAUCGAAUUCAUUUCUGCACAUAAAAUACCAUGACGAAGUCUAUAGUAUUUCAAGUCCGCUUGCCUGAUACGAAAAUACACUUUAGUUUUAAUUAAUUCCAGAAACUAAAAUUGAUGCAGUAUUACUCUGAAAAACAUGCUAGUGGCGGUUAUGACCUGUAAGAUGGUUUUCGGUGGAUAUUGCAAAAAAUGAUUUUAAUUAUACUUAAUUAACCAUCUUAAAGAUCAUUUCAAAGCGAUAUCUUUGAACAAUAAUGAUUUUCGAUAGUAGAAUGGUGAAAUGAGGUUCAGUUUAAUUGGUCAAACUGUCAAAGAUUGCAAAGUAGAUAGGAAUAAAGUAGAGAUGGACGGUAGAUAUAUGCUUUUACGUACAAUAGAAGAAUAACAAUAAUUAGAAAUAAGAAGAAUGUAUGUGCUUCCCAUUUCCAUGUAUUGCCUUAGAAAAAUUCAGUAUGUUUUUUAGAAAAUCGAUUCCUGUUACUUUGAAGAACCUUCGGAGCAUUCUAGUGUCUUAAAUCGUCAAUAAUUUAUGAAAUCUCAUUUUUUACCCACACGUCCUGUAAGCUUUUAUCUAUAAAUAGUGUGGCGUGUAGCUCAUUAUUUCCAGCAUUCCAGAGUUUAUGUACUUUAUAUAACGAUUUUGUGGGCUGAUGUAUCUCUUGGUGGUGCCUGCAAGAGAUUUUUGUCACAAAAAAUAUAAAACUACGUGUAUCUUUGGGUGUCACAGAACGACACCCAAUUGAACUCAGUAAUAUUGCAUUCCAAAAGUGUCAGUUUUUCUUAUGGCUCUUCUACAAAAUUUCUUCCAUUUUCUUUUUUGUAGUUGUUGGUAUACAAAAAUACACUGCUAGCAAAUGAAAGAGCUUGUGUAGUCUACAAAAUGAUACAAUUUUACUAAAGACAAUUUGGAAUUUGUAAGUGGAUAGAAACAUUUGUGUUGUAUGGCGAUCAUAUAUGAAUUGUCUUUCCUAAAAUAUAUCACGAAAAAUGAUUAUAAUUGUAUAGUCAAUACUCAGCUAUGUUAGUUGACUGGGAAUUCUGCUGGGAUUUUCUAAUAAUAUACAUUUUUAUGUCACAGCGGCAUUGCUAGAAUUUAGAUGAUUGCGUAACGUUCCGUAAAAAAACGGCGAUAAGUAAAAAUCAAUAAUUUUAAUAUUAUAAGGGACAAUAAUAGGCAAUUCCGAAUUAAGUAAUUGUUAAUGUCUGUCUUUGACAAAACUCAGCACAAAUUUCACUCGGCUCUGAAAAAUAUUUAUAAUCAAAUUAGAAUACUGACAUGUCAAUAUAAAGAAGUAGGACUAUUUUGGAGUCGACUAAACUUUUAGCUGUAGUCAAUGACAGGCAGGGAAGAUAAUAACUCUAACAUCUAUACACUAUUAAGUUUUCUGUACCUACAAGUAGGAUCUAGAAGAUUUUCGUUGACAUAUCGUCCGAGCCUGAGAAAUAUAACAUACCUUCAAGAUUGCGAGGAUCUCGCUAUUUAUUUCUCACUACUCACUAUUUGAUAUGAAGGUUUAUUUUAGCUGAAGUACUUGAAAUGCAUGGCCAUACACUCUAAUGUUGGCUUGUUUGAAGGUGGUUACCGCCUAGAGUUGACAGACAAUUUUCAAAAAGUGAGCAGCUUCUUCGCCAAUAAGUUUAUUUUUUGUUUUAGUCAGGAGUAUUAGGAAUGAAGAAGUAUGCAAUAUUUUUGGGCUGCGGUUCUUAAAUAUACGUAGGAGAAUAGUGUAUGGAUGAAACACGCUGUAAUAUAUUUGUAAUAAACUAGAUGUUAAGUGUAUAUUAUAGAAAUGUAUUUGCUUUGAUGUACAAAAGUGCAAGGUAGGGUUGCUGUAGAUGAGCCCCUACAACAUCCCUAUAUAAACUUUGGCGAAAUAAAAUCAUUGUUUUCUA